Messenger RNA from Symbiodinium sp. CCMP2592, 8016 nucleotides. NCBI's taxonomy places the organism in Eukaryota, Dinophyceae, Suessiales, Symbiodiniaceae. The record is from the annotation of a GenBank genome assembly.
AUGAUCAGCAUGAACGGGAUCCAGGACGGGACCUCUGCCCCUUUGUCUCAACAGGGUAUGAGCCCAACGCUUGAUGGUGAAGACCAUGGACCCAACUAUGCGAGAGUUGGAAAUGAACCCCUGCGCGAUGUGAAUGUAUCGAGAGGUUCCAUGGAUCCCGCUCCUAUGUUGAAUGGAGCUUCUGCCAGGGCCUCCUCGGGAACCCUUGUUGCUUCUCAGGCACCGCUUCAAGUACCUCCUGCUUCGAGUGACCCAUGUCAGCCGAGUGCAGCCGUGAUGGAGGGAAACCAGGGUGCCGUUAUGGAGAACCAGCGUGCGACGUUGAUGCCUCGUGAAAGUCAUGAAGCCUUGUUGCAUCCUGCAGCUGUUUCAGCCGUCCCCUCUUCCUGGUCAGUCUCCAGUGUCGGAUGUGAGCCAAUCGAACAAUCGGGCAGGUUCGAUGGCUGGUUGGCCGUCGUCGUCGCCUGCGGCAUCCCCUAUGACGAGAAUGCUGUACAGGCAGAGGUAGCGAAGCAGUUGGAUGCGGCUAUGGGUGGAGUUCUUCAGCGACUUCAGGUUGAAAAGUUGAAGACUGAAGAGGCAAUGCAAGAAGCACAAAGGCUGAGAAGGCAACUUGAGAUCCAAGAGGCACGCAUGAACAUGCAGUCGUCGUACGUGAUGGUUGCCCCUGAACAUCCUCUUCCUAUGGUGAGCCCUGGAGUACUUGCAGAAGUUCCACCAGAUCAACCUCCUCGGGGUCCUUAUGAAGGGAAUGUAGUGAAAUUGUACCCCCUCCAGCGCCGCUUCGUCUACAGCCUCCUGUCACAGGUGAUGGAAGUCUUCGACUACCUGGAGCCUCGUGAUGUUAACGACCAACGAGAUGGCCAGCUUCUUCUGACGCUGGCUCGGGGCAUCGAGGCUCUCUUGAACCAGCAACAUGCUGGGAAAGGUGAUCGCCCAGAGGCGGUCAAGCCGGGGAUCAAUGAGCUUCCAGGUCUUCCGGAGUAUGAGCCGGCGACGGAGUCCAUCGACUUGUUGCACUGGAUCACCCACAUUGGUCCCAUAAUGGAGGAUCUCUCGGAUACGAGUUCGGCUUGGUGGCAUGCGACUAUGAAGGAUGCGCUGCAAUGGUACUCCAGAUAUAGUACUGCCUCUCCCCUUGAAAGACUUCAGUUGGAACCGCAGCCUUCCUUGGAGUUGUCGAAGCCUGAAUGGAGCCGUGUGGAACGGCGUGCAACUGCCAUGCUACUUACGGCAGUUCCGAAGUCGGUGAGAGAGGAAAUCAUCGCCUACGGCAAGGUCACAUCCCUUAGCGUGUUGUGCAAGUUGUAUGCUGUGUACCAACCAGGGAAUCUUCAAGAAAAAGGACUGGUGUUGCGCAUGUUGGAGCAGCCACAGCCAUGCAACACCGCUUUGGAAGCGGUAGAAGGACUGAGGCGCUGGAGUUUGUGGCGGACCAGAGCGACUACGAUUGGCAUGGCGGAGCCGGACGCUUCGGUGUUGAUCCGAGGCUUAGACAGAAUCACCAAUGCGGUGAUUCAGGGAAGCGGUGAGCUUUCCUUCCGCGUCAGCCUUAUCCGCAGCACGCUGCAGGUGGAUGUGAGUCCGAGUGCCUCGACGGUGACAUCGUUUCUUCAACACCUCCAAGCAGAGAUGGAACAGCAGGCCCGUUUGGGGGCUACGAGCACAGGAGGAGCGACGCCGUCGUUGAAGGCCAUCACCACAACAACUACCUCCACUACCCCGGCACCUUCACCCGACACGUCAACCUCAACUCCAUCAACAAGGCCAAACGGUGGUGUGUGCAAGUUCUUCGCUGGAGACCGAGGGUGUCGAAGGGGGAACACAUGUCGAUUUCCUCACACGUGGAGUCUUUUGGAGAAAGGGGCCAGAUCUCGGAAGUGUCUGUGUUGUGGAGCGGUGUCCCAUAAGGUCAAGGACUGCAAAGCCCCUGGCGGUGGUGCGACAAGGGCGACCACUACAAAGGCUGGGGCACAAGGAGCUGGUGAGACUGGGUCGACAUCGCCUACUGCAUCUUCACCGGAUGCAAGUGCUCGAAGGGUGACCUUUGAUGGUGAAGCAGUCCAGACCAAAGCCUUGAAGGUUCUGGACCAGGUAACGUGCCUACCUUUGUUUCGGUCAGUGAUGAGUGCUGUGUCUCGUUGGUCACAAGGGACUCCGCCUUCUCCGAGAUCGAGGGCUGCCUUGAUGGAUUCGGGGUCCACUCACAUUCUACGUGGACCUACUAGCCCAGAGGAGUGGGAAAAAGCCAAUGCGGUUCAGGUGAAGUUGGCAGGUGAUGCAGUGACUUCUAUGAGGCAAACCGACCGGGGCACCCUGCUUAACCCCGAUGAUGUGGCGCAAGUGAUCGUGCCCUUGGGAAGAGUGAUCUCAACUCUGGGAUUCCGCCUCAACUGGACGCCAGAGUUCUGUCGUUUGGAAGGUCCAGCUGGGGAGGUUUUUCCUUUGUCUGUGACCAAUGGAUGUCCUGAGGUCGAUGAUGAAGUGGCCAAGGAACUCAUUACCAGAUUGGAGGAUUCUCAUCUUCCCAGCCUCCAGGAGUCAACUGAGGCAUCAGCGCGGAUGCUCAAGAGGGUUCGUGCGAGCUGGUGGUCUUGCAUGAUGGACUAUGUGAAGGAUGGCAAUGUGGCUGCGGGACGGGAGGCAGUGGAGAAGGCAUCCUUCCUGGGCUACAAGGAGAUUCUUCAGAAUGUCAUGGUUGUGAGAAGACCCAAGCAGGGAAUUUGGGAAUUGAUGAAGGCAUUGACUUUGAACCGGAGAUCUAGGAAACGCCUUCUCAGGUCUUCAUCAUGGGUGGUGAGGUGGGACUCGCCUUCCGUGGACCGUAUAGCAGACCCUUUACGGCAUUUGAGUUUCGUUGGAGAGACCAUCUACGUGAACAUGAACACUUUGCUGGUGGCCAAUGAGUUUGUGGACCUCUGGAAGGUUGUGGCGUGGGCAGCUACUACGGGAAGGAUAAGUUCCGUGGUGGCGCGGGACCGCGGGCACGGACGAUGGGAUGAGGCCAGCGCUGCCCUCCAUCGAAGUAAAGUUCACUUGAUGCAUGCGAUUGCCUCCGCAGGACGAUCGUGGCAAGGCGGUGGAGCUACGAGGUUGUUGAUUGAAGAUCUCGUCUACAAGGAGGUGGAGAUUCGUGAUGGUGCGUCAUUGUGGCCGGCGUGGACCAACACCAAGGACGCGCGAGAGUAUCUGGAGGAGAUGGGCAUUGCGGAUGCCUCGAUCGCCCAGUUCAAGGGUGAUAGUUACGUGAGAUUGGCCAAGUUGAACAGCGAUGCUGCUUGGAGAUUGCAUGUGGCCCGGAAUCAUCAGCCGUUCCGAAGAGACUGUGCAGUGUGCGUCAGGAACAGUGCAACGGGACACCAGCAUCGUUCGACGCUGCAUCCCAUGGCCUAUAGUCUGAGUGUGGACGUAGUGGGACCCUUAAAAGGGCACGGGCGUUCUCCAGAUGGAAAGUUCUUCAAGUACUUUGUGAUUGGUGCUAUGAGAAUCCCUCAAGUUGAGGGAGCCGAAGGUCAUCCGGAAGUUCGUGGCCAUCCUCUUCCUGGUGGUGAGUCGGAAGAGGAGGAGAUUAUCCUGUCGGAUGAUGAGGACGGGGACUUCGGUGGUGGUGUUGGCGAAAUUCAGGGUGUGGAUCCAGCUGAGGAGGAGAAGGAGAGAAAGGUUUGGGAAGACCUUAAGAAGACCUUUAAGGAACCUAUCCCAACCACUACGUUGUACUUUGCUGUCCCGGUGAACAACAAGAAGGCGGCUACAAUGUUGCCGGCCGUCCAGAAGAUCAUCACCGAAGUGAAGGCGCUUGGAUAUCCGAUCACCCGACUACAUUCAGACAGAGGUGGUGAGUUUCGUGGCCACCUGGUUCGGAGAUGGGCUUUGUCUCAGGGGAUAUGGCCUACAACGACUUCGGGAUCAGAUUCAGCGGCCAAUGGGGUAGCAGAGUCGGGAGUGCGCUACCUUAAGCGCAGAGCCAGGAUUCUCCUGGACAGCUCCGGUGUUACACGCGAAAACUGGCCCACGGCAGUGCAGUAUGCGGCUGCGCAACAAAGGUGUGACCAACUUGGAGUUCUUCCACCUAUGCCGGUGGCCUAUGGAGCCAAGGUCUACGUGAAGACCAAGCGGUACAAGACCGGGGCUGUGGAGGACUUUGGACCUCACUGGACUCAAGGACGAUAUGUGGGCCCGUCCUCGGAUAUCAGAGGGGGACAUGUGAUCUUGAAGGCCACGGGAACUUUCAUUCAGACCACUCACGUGCGGGUCGCCCGUGACCCACCGUCUUUGGACGAGGUGACGCCUACCAUAGUUGUUGAGCCUGAAGCGCAUGAAGAUGAUGUUGGUGAACCUCCAUUACCUCCACCUGAUGUACCACCACCUCCGAGGAGAAUGCGGUCAAAGGCGCCUAUGGCUUCUAAAGUGGAUGGUUUCUAUCCAGAUAUCGAGAGUCUGGAAGAGGUGCAUGUGGACAUCUAUGGCAAUGAUGUUGGGAUGCCUCAAACCAAGUAUCUCCGAGUUGGAGAAGUUCAAUAUGUGGAAGCUAUUGCUGAGCAGUUUUAUAAGGAAGAAAAGUUUGAUGAACCGAGUUGUGCUCGGCUUCUGGCUUUGGUAGCUGGAACAUGUGGGAACUUGAAAGUUCCUCGGUCACCUGGUGGCGAGGGGAUGAUUGUGGGGGCCUAUGUGCAUGCGGGUUCCUUUGGCAUCACUCGCUAUGGGCGCGAUCUUCCUUGGAUGGCUCGCUACUUCAACACCUACUUGAAGGUGAAGAUACAGAACUAUUGGCCAGGGAUGCAGUUUUCAUGGACGACCUUUGCCUUGCAGGCAGCUAAGGAGAUCCCUCGGCACAAAGAUAGUCAUAAUGAGAAGGGCACCUACAACUACGUGAUGGAGUUGAAUACGGACUCAUUGGAGGGUCUGUGGGUGCAAGAUCAAGGUGACGAACGAAUGGUGGUGGGCGGUGAAAACGCUAAAGAUCAUCAGUGUGAAGGUCGAGAUGGACAGCUAUAUGAUGGCUGUUUGGUGAGCGUGAAACAGAAGCCGGCGGUGUUUGAUCCAAUGGUUCAUCACGGGUACAUCAAUGAGGGUGGAGUGAAGUGGUUUUUGUCCGCCUAUACCCCGCAGGGAGCAUGCAAGCUCCAGAAACAAGAUCAGGAGUACCUGAAAGGAUUGAACUUUCCGGUGUGUGAUCCAGAGGAUGUUGUUCAGUCCGCCGACGGUGCUUGGGAAACCAGACCCAAGCUUCGGGCAACUUCCUUGCCAUCUGAAGUGCCGUGUUGUGGAGCUCAUGGGCAUGAUGAUGAGGUGGAUUUUGUCACCGUUGGAGAGUGUGAGGCUACGUUGUGUGAUUGGGCGUUGUACACAGAAUGUCCUCUAGAUGGAGGUGAUGAUGAAAGGUGUUUGAAGAAAGUGUGUGCUUCUGAUGAUCCAGGUCCUGAAUUGCAAGCCCUUACUGAGGAGAUUGAUGCGAGUUUGAAGGAAGAUCUGGCUUGCAAUGUGGAGCAUUGGGCGUCGUUGGGUUUGUAUGAUCAACCAAGGCUGGCGAAGUUAGAGCCAGAGUAUGUUGAGAAUGUGGAGGCGAUCAUUCAGAAGGCCGUCGAUGACAAAGUUCCUUUGAGGCACACGUACAACGUAAGCCCCCAAGAAGCUCGUGCAGCGAUUGAAAGGUGGCGACCUGCCAUUACGAAGGAAGUUGGCGUUGUGGAGAAGGGGUUCGUCAGGGUCACUGAUGACGAUGUUACGAAGCUCCGGCGGGAUGGCUAUGUGAUUCAGGAGCUGCCGUCUAAGUUGGUUUAUACUGUGAAGCCUCCUCCAAGUGAUGCACCCGCGGACGGUGAAAAUGCAUUUUGCAAGAGGAAAGCCAGAGUGGUUUGCUGCGGCAACUAUGCUCCUGAUGAUCAGACUGACGUGUUUGCCUCAGGUGCUGCCGCUGAGAGCCUUCGGUCGAACCUAACCUACAGUGCUCGGCGGAAGUGGCGGUCCGGGAUAGUUGAUGUCACUGGAGCGUUUAUGUUGACCCCGCUCCCGCAAGGUCGCGGUCAAGUCAUAUACAUUGUGCGGCCUCCAGCUGCUUUGGUGCAACUGGGCUUAGCGCAGCCCAACGAAAGAUGGCAGUUGACCCACGGCAUGUACGGUCUCCGACAAUCCCCUAAGCUUUGGGCAGGCUAUCGCGAUGGGAUGUUGGGGAAACUUGAAGUGGAUGUUGAGGGCCGGCUCUGGGCAAUGAAGAAAGGAACAGCGGAGACCAACUUGUGGAUGAUCUACGAAGUCGGCAAGCCGUUUCAUGGAGAGCCCGGUGGCACGAUCCUGCUCUAUGUCGAUGACAUCCUGGUGUCGGGUCCGUUGAGUCUUGUGACGGCAGUGGCAGAAGGAGUGGGAAAGCUGUGGAAGACUUCAGAGCUUGAAGUCUUGGCCCCCGGCCGAGAUAUUCGGUUUUUGGGAUGUGAGAUUGGAACCAAUGAGGAGAUGGACACGAUCUACAUCCACCAGCGCCCCUACAUCGAGGAGAUCCUUAGAAGCCACAACGUGCAGCCAACGGAACAAUCCCCGAUUCAAGCACCACGUGAAAUGGUUACUUUCGAGGCCUUUGAGAACGAGGACAAGGGCACCGAAGACCAAGUGAAACAGGCACAACGUCUAUGUGGAGAACUUUUGUGGCUGGCUCAGCGCUCGCGACCAGACCUGAGCUUUGUUGUCAGUGCUAUGGGGAGCCUUCUCACUCGAGCUGCGCCGCGAUGUUUGCAGAUUGGGCGGAGCAAGGAGUCACUCGGGCAUCUUACUCACAUGGAUGAAUGCGGCGAUCGCAUUGGCUACUCCCUCCUCGAAUGUGUCUUGGAGGUUUGCAUCAGGUUCAUCCCUGGGAAGGACCAAAAGGCAGAUCUGUUGACCAAGAGCUUUCCUCGACAGCGCUUGCAGGAGUUAGUGACUUUGUGGGGAUUUGUUGAUUUGAUCCAUGAGGUUGCUAAGGUUGCGAUGAUGAAAGCUAUGCUGUUCUGCAUGAUGGUUCAGACCACUCGGGCUUCUUCACUGGAGCCGUUGCAGUUGGAUACCUCGUUCGAGCUCUAUGCAGUGGUCUUGAUAGCAGGAAUUGCGUUGGUUGCGCUCUGGGAAGCCGUAUGGUGGUGUUGGUACCGAUGCUGCGGGAACCCUGAGAGUUCUCGCUCAGGCCGCCGAUUGCGACAACUGCAGGAAACUGUGCAGCGUGAGUUGGCAGCGCAGAUGGCUGAAAUCGAGCUUCCUGCAGAGCCUUUGGGCGGAGCGAGACCUCCGGUUGCUACACAGACGGAUCCGUUACCACCGCCUUCGGCACCCGUGGGAGUGAGGGAGAUCUUGGUGCCACAAUGGCAUCCGGGCUCGAAGGGCAGCAAUGCCAUGAAUGGUCUAGGGACGGGCCAGAAGGUCCUCAGCCCGAAGUACGUGUACAUACCGAUGGGCCAGGACAACAGCUUCUACAACUUCAAUGACUUGAAAGGCAUUAACGACAGGCAUGCUGCGGUUCCCAAGCGUUGGUUCAAAUCCUAUUUCAACCGCUGGGAAUGCCUGCUCAACGGCAACGCCUGGAAAUACUUGGCCAAAGUUGCCAAGGCAGGCUACAUGAUCAACACGGAGCAGUACCUUUGGCUCCACCUGCAAGCUGAGGGAGUGCAGGUUCGACGAUUCGCACCGGUGUCCUUCCUGUCGCAUUGCACGGAGGGUCCGCAGUGCCAGCAUCUCUACAAGGGCACCGACCUGGGCAAGGUGCGAUGGACUCAGACAGCAAAGUAUUGGACGGAGAUGCUGGAGUCACGGCGGACAGUUGUGGAUGAUUUCCACUACGUCAAAAGGCCAGAGAAAGGCUGGAUCUGGUUACGCCAAUGGCCGCCAGUUCCUUUGAUUUGGGGGGCCAUCAGCAAGAAGCAGUUCGAAAAUCCGUUGGAGGAUGUUGAACCGCAGGAGAAGGUCGGCGCCGACCUUGCGUGCGGCCUGUCGAAGCACGGUCCAAUUUCAAGUCUGCGUUGGGUGUUUUUCCUACGCUGUGAGUGCCACGCAUAG